Molecule: messenger RNA, 1635 nt
Organism: Aspergillus saccharolyticus JOP 1030-1
Lineage: Eukaryota; Fungi; Ascomycota; Eurotiomycetes; Eurotiales; Aspergillaceae
Product: uridine kinase family protein
Exons: 8
Coding region: 155-1519 (454 amino acids)
Cellular component (GO): cytoplasm
Molecular function (GO): kinase activity; ATP binding
Source: RefSeq, a predicted model, not a curated record
CUCUUCCAAGCCUUAUCCUCCUCCUCCACCACGAUAAUUUCUUCUUAUCAAUUCUUUUGUCCUCCCUGCCCCUCCCCUGCCUCCCAAUCUUAGGGGCUUUGGGCUUAUUUCUUUUUUGUAUCGUCUGUCAAUUCUUCAGGGAGGAACACUCACCAUGCAGUCCAUCUCACCGGUGUAUUCAUCCGCCACGGACAAGGAUAAGAAGUACUCGCCACCAUGGGCGGAUUUGAGUAUUAUCGGAAUUGCGGGCAGUUCAGGUUCAGGCAAAACUUCCGUGGCCAUGGAAAUUGUGAAAUCCCUGAAUCUCCCAUGGGUGGUGAUUCUCGUAAUGGACUCUUUCUAUAAAAGCUUAACCCCAGAAGAGCAUGCUAGGGCCCAUGCCAAUGAGUAUGACUUUGACUGUCCCGAAUCGUUGGAUUUCGACGUUCUGGUGCAAACGCUGCGGGACUUGAAACAAGGAAAGAAGGCAGACAUCCCUGUAUAUUCAUUUGCCAAACACCAGCGGGAGCCCCAAACAACGACACUUUAUUCCCCGCACGUGAUCAUCUUGGAAGGGAUCUUGGCUUUGCAUGACCCGCGCAUCAUGGAACUGUUGGAUGUCAAGAUCUUUGUAGAAGCCGAUAUGGAUAUUUGUCUGGGACGCAGAAUCAUGCGUGAUGUUCGGGAGCGAGGACGAGACAUUGAGGGGAUCAUCAAGCAGUGGUUCACUUAUGUCAAGCCAUCAUACAAAAAAUUCGUCGAACCUCAGCGAGCAGUAUCAGAUAUUAUCAUCCCUCGUGGGAUUGAGAACCGAACUGCAAUCGAUAUGGUUGUAAAACACAUUCAGCGCAACCUGGACGAGAAGUCGGAGAAGCACAGUGCCGAGCUCGCUCGUCUCGGACUCCUUGCCUCGGAAGAGACGCUGUCUCCCAACGUCGUCGUCAUGCACGAGACGCCACAAUUCAUCGGCAUGAACACGAUCCUGCAGGACCCUGCCACCGAGCAAGUGGACUUCGUGUUCUACUUCGACCGCCUUGCCGCUCUUUUGAUUGAAAAAGCCUUGGAUGUGACCUCCUAUGUCCCCAAGCAAGUACUCACUCCUCAAGACAACUCCUACCACGGUUUGAACCAAGCCGGCACCGUCUCUGCCGUCGCUAUAUUGCGCGGCGGAUCGUGCCUUGAGACCGCUCUCAAGCGGACCAUUCCCGACUGUAUCACCGGUCGUGUGCUUAUCCAGACGAACGAGAAGAACGAAGAGCCGGAGCUCCACUACCUCAAACUACCCCCUGGUAUCGAGGAGCACGAGAACGUCAUGCUCCUGGACCCGCAGAUGUCGAGCGGAGGUGCCGCUCUGAUGGCGGUCCGCGUGCUGAUCGACCACGGCGUGCGCGAGGAGCGGAUUGUGUUUGUCACCUGUGCGGCUGGCAAGGUUGGCCUCAAGCGACUCAGCGCUGUCUACCCGCACGUGCGGGUUGUUGUUGGACGGAUUGAAGAGGAGCGCGAGCCGCGCUGGAUCGAAAAGAGGUACUUUGGCUGCUAAGGGGCGGAAUCGUAUAUAUCGAGAUGAUGGUUGGAAGCAUCUUUCGGCUUGUCACCUUUACAUAAUGUUCUAUAUAUGUCCAUAGUAGUACCCAUAAUGAUGAUACGUGAACAGAG